CUCUGAGCCUUCUCAAGUCACAAUUCAUCAGACACCAGAGAGAAUCGCACCCAGAUAAGCUUAUCAAAGAUGACCACCCGAUAUCGUGUCGAAUGUGAGCCAGCAUGAUUGUCAGCGUCCCAAGAACGAGCUGACACCUCGCAGAUGCCCUGAAGACGCACAGACGAGAUCAGUUCAUCGAAUGGAUCAAAGGUCUUCUCGCAGUGCCAUUUGUGCUGCUCUCCCAGCCCACCAACAUCCAUGAAGCGGACAAACCCAGCGUGGCCAAGAUGGCCAAGUCAGCGCACGAACGCUAUGCUCAGAUCAUGAAAGAUGUCGAAGACCUGCUCGAGGAUCAUAUUGCACAUCAACGGCAAGGCAACGAGAACAGAUCCAAGCUCAAACUCCUCGUGCCCUCAGUCGGCACCUUCUUCACACCCUUACCUCUUCAAGAUGCAUUUGACUGGCAAGAUAGGAAGCGGCACAUCUCCUCCCGCCGCUUUGUGGCUCCGUCUUUCAAUGAUGUUCGACUUGUUCUCAACACAGCUCAGGCCAUGGCUCUCACGAGAUCCGGCAAGCUCGAACUGGUGACUUUUGAUGGAGAUGUCACACUAUAUGAUGAUGGCCACAAUCUCUCACCUGAUAACCCAGUCAUUGAACGCAUUCUCGCACUCAUGAGGAAUGGCUCACGAAUCGGCAUCGUCACGGCAGCGGGGUACACAGAGGCUGAGAAAUACUAUCAACGUCUCUUCGGUCUCCUUGAUGCCGUGGCGAGCGAGAAAGGUGAUCUUGAUCUCAACAAUCGACUUGUCGUGAUGGGUGGAGAAGCCAACUUCCUGUUCCGAUUUGAUGCCAAUGCUCCACACAAGCUUGAACCCGUUGCAGACGCGGAGUGGCGCUUGCCUGAGAUGCAGACAUGGACAGAAGAGAACAUUGCCGACUUACUCGAUGUUGCUGAAGCAGCACUGAAAGACUGUGUUGAGGCAAUGAACAUGCCAGUGCAAGUGCUGCGCAAAGAACGUGCCGUGGGCAUCUAUCCGCCGAAGGGCAAACUCUCCCGCGAACAGCUCGAAGAAACGGUACUCGUCGUGCAACGCAUCCUCGAAAUGUCACCCGCCGGCAAACGCAUACCCUUCUGCGCCUUCAAUGGUGGCAAUGAUGUCUUUGUCGACAUUGGAGACAAGUCUUGGGGUGUCAUGGCCUGUCAGCGGUACUUUGGCGGAAUCGAAGGAAGUCGUAGCUUGCACGUCGGAGACCAGUUCCUCAGUGCCGGGGCAAACGACUUCAAAGCGAGAUUGGCGAGUACGACAGCAUGGAUAGCGAACCCAGCGGAAACAGUGAGCUUGCUGGACGAGAUCCUGGAAAUGGAGAAUAGCAAGUGAGUGCAUCGAGAAAGAGCGUAAUAUUAACAAAUAGCCACUCAGAAGCAUCACUCUCUCCUGAGUAACGAAUUUCUCACCCUCUACGGCGUCAUGUUUGACCAUCUCUGCCCUAUCUUCGUUCAUGCCAAGAAUCGAAUCAGUAUAUCAUGUCGUAUUUCGCAUGUCAAGGCACGAG
Messenger RNA from Cercospora beticola, 1536 nucleotides. NCBI's taxonomy places the organism in Eukaryota, Fungi, Ascomycota, Dothideomycetes, Mycosphaerellales, Mycosphaerellaceae. The record is from RefSeq and is a predicted model, not a curated record.